CAUAGGUUGGUCAGUAAUGAAAGAUAUGGCAGUUAGAUCUUGUCUGGAGAAGCCUUCUUGGAGCAGAUUUGGUUAUUGUGAAAUGGAUUCAUUAUUGUUAUUUAAGUUAUUUGAAAAACUCAGCAAGACCUCAGCAAAACACCUACUAUGAUCCUUGGAGUAAUUUUUUUUUUUAAUAAUGGAGAUCUUGAGUUUCCACCCUUCCAAGGGAUUGAGAUUAUGACCCAGUAUGCUGCUCAGGACACAUCAAUUUAAGGAAAGACCUUAACAAAAAUUACAGAGGAUGAGAAGGACCGGAGGAGUUGGAAUCUGCUCUGGGAAGAAGGAAUACCCACACUGAUUAUAUCUCUGAUUCACUCAAGUGUUCAAGGACAAAAAGCAGAUGUAAAAAACACCAACUAAAACAAGCACUCCCAUAUAACACCGCAGAAGAAAGAGGACUGCAGAGGAAACUGAGAAUCACUAUUACGGGCAGCCAAACUGGCACUAUUCUUUAAUGAAGAGGAAAUGAAUGAAAAGACAGAUGCUGAUUUGAUGGAAAGUGGAGAAUAUGAAGAUGACUUUGAAAAGGACCUCGAGUGGUUAAUUAAUGAAGAGGAAAAAAACCACAUUGGCAUGCUUGAGAUGUCUAGUGAAAAGGAAGAAGUUACUAACCAAGAACUGAAAGAGGACGAUAAAGGAGGAGAGGAUACAAAACAGCUUCCUGACCACGACAAAGUGUCAAAGGAUGAGAUGUCACCGAGGCGAAAUAAUUUCAUCUCAGUACCUAGCAUUCAACCUUUGGAUCCUGCAUCUGAUUCAGAUAGUGAGAACUCAUUCCAGGAGAGCAAGAUGGAAAGCCAAAAGGAUCUUGAUGAUGAUGAGGAGGAGGAGGAGGAGGAAGUAAAGCGAUACAUCAUGGAAAAGAUUGUAACAGCUAACAAGAUUCUGGAGACUCAAGAGCCUGUCAACGAAAAGAGAGAAAGAAAACUUAAAUUCAAGGACAAGUUAGUAGAUCUGGAAGUGCCCCCACUGGAAGAUAGGGAAAGUUACAGAAAUGAUUAUGAAAAUGAGAGAGAUGUGUCUGGGAAACUGUCACAGCUGCAUAUUUCUGGUGAACUUAGACCAGAGAGUGUACUCCUUUCACUGACUAAUGGCAGUAGUGAGGAAUAUAAGGAUGGAAAGAUCCUAGUGGAGAGAGACGGGAAGUUUGAGCUUCUGAGUCUACAAGACAUUGAGAGCCAAGGCUUUUUGCCCCCCAUUAAUGUCAACAUUACUGAGAUAGAAAGUCAGCAGUUAUCACCUCGAUCUUCCAACUCAGCUACCAAUGGGAUUAUUGGGAUUAAAAAGGAAGACCUCCUUGGAAAGCCACAUGUUAUCACUCACACAUCCACAGGUGAACCGCUGGUUUAUUUUCCCCAGCCUCCACCCAAUCCCAAAUACCGUCCAAGCUCAGCAGUUAACACACGAAGAAGCAAAGCGAGUGGAAAAUCUAGCCGCAGAGUACAGUCCGCAAAUAUAUCACCAAUAAACUCAACGUACUGUCUUUCACCUCGACAGAAAGAGCGACAAAAACAGAUAGAACUGAGGAAAGAAAAACUAAAGAGAGAGGAGGAACAGCGUAAAAGAGAAGAGGAGAAAGAAAAGAAACGAGAGAAUGAAAUGGUGUUUAGAGCUUGGUUGCAGAAGAAAAAGGAACACUUUAUGGAAAUGAGAAGAAUUCAGAGGGCAAAGGAAAUGGAAGGCAUGAAUAGCAGACAAGAAAACAGAGAUCCACAGCAAGCUUUCCGAUUGUGGCUUAAAAAAAAGCAUGAAGAACAGAUUAAAGAAAGACAGAUUGAAGAACUGAGGCGACAGGAGGAGUGUUUGUUCUUUCUUAGAGGGGCAGAAGGCCGUGACAGGGCAUUUAAACAAUGGCUGAAAAGAAAACGAAUAGAGAAGCUGGCCGAACAGCAGGCUGCCAAAGAGAGAGCCAGGCAGCUGCGCAUCGAAGCCCGGCGAUCCAAACAGCUGCAGAACCUUCUUUACAACAUUUCAGAAACUAAGCCCUUUCGUUUCACCAAUCAUUACAGUUGAAGGUUCCUGUCUGCACCGGAUCUUUACAUUGGUAGCCAGUUUCCCCUCGCAGCAGCAGAUGUCAUUCCUUGUUCUGGUCUGUGUGCUUUGGUCAUAUCCUAAAUGAUGGGAAAAUAUAUUCAUCCUUCAGUGACAGUGAAUUUAUCUAUUUUUUUAAAAUCCUAGAACUGAAUAAAUGCCUUUUAUUUCACUGUUGUAAAGUAUUCCACAUGCAUUGUUUCAAACAAAUUAAAUGGAACAAGAUGAAUGAAAUCCA
Molecule: messenger RNA, 2311 nt
Organism: Phascolarctos cinereus (koala)
Lineage: Eukaryota; Metazoa; Chordata; Mammalia; Diprotodontia; Phascolarctidae
Gene: CCDC181
Product: coiled-coil domain containing 181
Molecular function (GO): microtubule binding
Source: RefSeq, a predicted model, not a curated record